Molecule: messenger RNA, 6440 nt
Organism: Ornithorhynchus anatinus (platypus)
Lineage: Eukaryota; Metazoa; Chordata; Mammalia; Monotremata; Ornithorhynchidae
Gene: MON2
Product: MON2 homolog, regulator of endosome-to-Golgi trafficking
Exons: 36
Coding region: 62-5242 (1726 amino acids)
Source: RefSeq, a predicted model, not a curated record
GCGGCUGCGGCUGCGGCUGAGCCUCGCGGCCUCCGUGCGGCGGCGCCCCCGGGGGCUCAUCAUGUCCGGCACCAGCAGCCCCGAGGCCCUGAAGAAGCUGCUGGACAACAUGCAGGGAGACCUGCGGGCCCUCUCCCUCGACUGCAAGAAGAAGUUCCCGCCCGUCAAAGAGGCAGCUGAAUCAGGAAUAAUAAAAGUUAAAACGAUAGCUGCACGAAACACUGAAAUUUUGGCCGCCCUGAAAGAAAAUAGCUCGGAGGUGGUUCAGCCUUUUCUGAUGGGUUGUGGAACCAAGGAACCAAAGAUCACUCAGCUGUGUCUGGCAGCCAUUCAGCGGCUCAUGUCACACGAAGUGGUCUCUGAGGCUGCAGCUGGAAAUGUUAUCAAUAUGCUGUGGCAGCUGAUGGAAAAUAGUCUUGAAGAACUCAAGCUACUUCAGACCGUUCUUGUUCUUCUAACAACCAACACGGUCGUUCACGAUGAAGCACUCUCUAAGGCAAUCGUGCUUUGCUUUCGACUGCACUUUACAAAAGACAAUAUCACAAACAACACCGCGGCCGCUACGGUGCGGCAAGUGGUGACGGUGGUGUUUGAGAGGAUGGUGGCCGAAGACGAACGACAGAAAGAUAUUGUUGAGCAGCCGUUACCGGUUCAAGGAAAUAGCAAUAGAAGAUCUGUCAGUACCCUCAAGCCUUGCGCUAAAGAUGCCUAUAUGCUUUUCCAGGAUCUGUGUCAGUUGGUUAAUGCCGAUGCCCCAUAUUGGCUAGUAGGUAUGACAGAAAUGACUCGGACAUUUGGCCUUGAACUUCUGGAAUCAGUCCUCAAUGAUUUUCCUCAAGUGUUCUUACAACAUCAAGAAUUUAGUUUCCUUCUUAAAGAGAGGGUCUGCCCACUCGUGAUCAAGCUCUUCUCCCCCAAUAUCAAGUUCCGCCAAGGCUCCAGUGCUUCCUCUUCCCCAGCACCAGUUGAAAAACCAUAUUUCCCCAUCUGCAUGCGUCUCCUGAGGGUUGUGUCUGUCCUCAUCAAGCAGUUUUACAGUCUUCUGGUAACCGAAUGUGAGAUAUUUCUGUCACUACUGGUGAAAUUUCUGGAUGCCGACAAACCACAGUGGCUUCGAGCUGUGGCUGUGGAAUCGAUUCACCGGCUCUGUGUGCAGCCUCAACUGUUAAGGUCCUUUUGUCAGUCGUACGAUAUGAAGCAGCAUUCUACCAAGGUUUUCCGUGACAUUGUGAAUGCACUGGGGUCUUUCAUCCAGUCCCUCUUCCUCGUUCCAACGGCUGGAAGUACAUCUGCUACCGCAAAUCAAGCUGGAAACACUGCAUCUGGCGGGCCACCAUCAGCCCAGGCCAACUCCGGAAUGUUGGGGAUCGGCGGAGGGGUCACCGUGCUCCCGGCCUUUGAAUAUAGGGGCACUUGGAUACCGAUCCUCACCGUCACCGUCCAGGGCAGCGCUAAGGCCACCUACUUGGAAAUGCUCGACAAGGUGGAGCCCCCCAGCAUCCCCGAGGGGUACGCCAUGUCUGUGGCCUUCCACUGCCUGUUGGACCUGGUCCGGGGCAUCACUACCAUGAUUGAAGGAGAGCUGGGCCAGACGGAAUCCGAGGGACAGGCCUCGGCCGAAUCCGCGGCCUCCACGCCACAGUCCUCGGAGCAGCGAGACGCGCAUUCGGGGUCUGACCUGACGGAACAAGAGCUAGUUAGCAGAGCUGUUUGGGAAGAGAUGGUGAACGCGUGCUGGUGCGGUCUCCUUGCUGCACUAUCACUUCUUCUCGACGCCAGUACGGAUGAAGCCGCCACAGAGAAUAUUUUAAAAGCCGAACUGACCAUGGCUGCUCUCUGUGGGAAGCUGAGUCUCGUAACGUCAAGAGAUGCCUUUAUUACCGCCAUUUGCAAAGGGUCCCUGCCCCCGCAUUAUACGCUUACCGUACUCAACUCCUCGAGCGCCACGCUCUGCAACAAAUCAUAUUCCAUUCAGGGACAGAACGUCCAGAUGAUCAGCCCAUCCAGUGAGUCUCAUCAGCAAGUUGUGGCCGUGGGUCAGCCGCUGGCAGUCCAGCCUCAAGGGACAGUCAUGCUGACUUCCAAAAAUAUCCAGUGUAUGAGGACUUUACUUAAUUUGGCUCACUGUCACGGAGCCGUGCUUGGAACGUCGUGGCAACUGGUCUUGGCAACUCUGCAGCAUCUUGUGUGGAUUCUUGGAUUGAAACCUGGCAGUGGGGGUGCCUUAAAACCCGGAAGAGCUGUGGAAGGGCCCAGCACAGUUCUUACCACAGCAGUGAUGACUGAUUUACCAGUAAUUUCCAACAUACUUUCCAGAUUAUUUGAAAGUUCCCAGUAUCUUGAUGAUGUGUCCUUACAUCAUUUAAUAAAUGCCCUCUGUUCUUUGUCACUGGAAGCAAUGGAUAUGGCCUAUGGAAACAACAAGGAGCCAUCUCUCUUUGCAGUUGCCAAGUUGCUUGAAACAGGCCUAGUGAACAUGCACAGAAUAGAAAUUCUGUGGAGACCCCUAACUGGCCAUCUUCUAGAGAAGGUCUGCCAGCAUCCGAACUCUAGAAUGAGAGAAUGGGGAGCGGAAGCUUUAACCUCACUUAUUAAAGCAGGAUUGGCUUUUAAUCACGAUCCUCCACUCUCACAAAACCAGCGGUUGCAAUUGCUUUUAUUAAAUCCGUUGAAGGAGAUGUCGAAUAUCAACCAUCCGGAUAUCCGCCUGAAGCAGCUGGAGUGCGUCCUGCAGAUUCUGCAGAGCCAGGGCGACAGCCUUGGCCCGGGCUGGCCCUUAGUGCUGGGGGUCAUGGGAGCCAUCAGAAACGAUCAAGGCGAAUCCUUAAUUCGACCCGCUUUCCAGUGUCUUCAGUUGGUCGUGACGGACUUUCUCCCAACGGUCCCUUGCACUUGCCUGCAGAUCGUGGUGGACGUUGCCGGGAGCUUCGGCCUUCAUAAUCAGGAGCUUAAUAUCAGCCUGACCUCCAUAGGCUUAUUGUGGAACAUUUCUGAUUAUUUCUUCCAAAGAGGUGAGACUAUUGAAAAAGAGCUGAACAAGGAAGAGGCAGCCCAGCAAAAGCAGGCGGAGGAGAAGGGGAUCGUGUUAAACCGCCCCUUCCACCCAGCCCCACCGUUUGACUGCCUGUGGUUAUGUCUCUACGCCAAACUGGGCGAACUCUGUGUGGACCCACGGCCUGCAGUCAGAAAGAGCGCGGGACAGACUCUGUUUUCUACCAUCGGCGCCCAUGGGACUCUACUGCAACAUUCAACGUGGCACACUGUCAUUUGGAAGGUUCUCUUUCAUCUACUCGACCGAGUUCGAGAGUCUUCCACCACAGCCGACAAAGAGAAGAUCGAGUCGGGAGGUGGCAAUAUCCUCAUCCACCACUCCCGGGAUACGGCCGAGAAACAGUGGGCGGAGACCUGGGUACUCACGCUAGCCGGAGUGGCGAGAAUCUUCAACACCCGCAGAUACUUAUUGCAGCCUCUGGGUGAUUUCCCGAAAGCCUGGGACGUCCUCCUCGAUCACAUCCAGUCGGCCGCCCUGAGCAAGAACAACGAGGUGUCCCUGGCGGCUCUGAAAAGCUUCCAGGAAAUCUUACAGAUCGUGUCCCCGGUCAGGGACCCGGAGAAGCCGGACACGCCCCCCACGGCGGUCACGGGCCCCGGGCCGGUGGCCGCCCCGGUCCUCGUCGGGCCCCUGCCCGCCCCCGGGGCCCCGAGCAGGCCAUACACCCGAACGGAUUCCGUCGGCGACAGACUCGGGAGAUAUAACGGGUCCGAGCAACCCCCGGUGACCGACGAGAUCGAAGAUCUGAACCUCUGGUGGGCUGCCUGGAACGCCUGGUGCCGGAUCGGAUCCGAAAGUACCAAGCCGCCCGUCACGUGCGAUAAGUUAACUUUCAUUCCCAGCCAGCCGUUCCUCACGGCUUUAAUUCAGAUAUUUCCAGCUCUGUACCAACACAUAAAGCUGGGCUUCAGCAUGGACGACCUGCAGAAGUUGGGGGUCAUAUUACACGGCGCCAUCUCGGUCCCCAUCAGUUCCGACGCCUCCCCUUUCAUCCUGCCGUCCUACACGGAAGCGGUCCUGACCAGUCUGCAGGAAGCGGUGCUUACGGCUCUGGAUGUCCUACAGAAGGCAAUCUGUGUGGGCGCAGAAAACAUGCAAAUAAUGUACCCAGCAAUAUUUGACCAGCUCUUGGCCUUUGUAGAAUUUUCCUGUAAACCGCCGCAGUACGGGCAGCUGGAAACAAAGCACAUUGCAAAUGCGAAAUAUAAUCAGAUCCAACUAUUUGCGCCGGCGGAAUGGGUAGCCUUGAAUUACGUGCCGUUUGCUGAGAGAUCUCUGGAAGUGGUGGUGGAUCUGUACCAAAAAACAGCCUGCCACAAGGCCGUGGUCAAUGAGAAAGUGCUUCAGAAUGUCAUUAAGACUCUCCGGAUCCCUCUUAGCUUGAAAUAUUCCUGCCCGUCGGAAACCACGUGGAAAUUGGCAGUGUCUUCUCUUCUCAAAUUUCUGUCGAUUGGGCUUCCCGUAGCAAGACAGCAUGCUUCUUCGGGGAAAUUUGAUAGCAUGUGGCCAGAAUUAGCCAACACAUUUGAAGAUUUCUUAUUCACCAAAAGCACACCACCGGAUAAUCUUUCUAUUCAAGAAUUCCAGAGGAAUGAAAGUAUUGAUGUUGAGGUGGUACAACUCAUCAGCACAGAGAUCCUGCCAUACGCUAAUUUCAUCCCCAAGGAGUUUGUUGGUCAGAUAAUGACUAUGCUUAAUAAGGGCUCAAUACAUUCUCAGUCAUCUUCAUUUACAGAAGCAGAAGUGGAUAUUCGAAUGAGAGAGGAAUUUUCCAAAAUGUGCUUUGAAACCCUACUCCAGUUCUCCUUCAGUAAUAAGGUGACCACACCCCAAGAAGGCUACAUCUCCAGGCUGGCGCUCUCUGUGCUCUUAAAGAGAUCCCAAGAUGUUUUGCAUCGCUACAUAGAGGAUGAAAGGCUAAGUGGGAAAUGCCCUCUUCCACGGCAACAAGUAACUGAAAUCAUAUUUGUAUUAAAAGCAGUCAGUACUCUUAUAGAUUCACUUAAGAAAACUCAGCCUGAAAAUGUCGACGGCAGCACCUGGGCCCAAGUGAUCGCCUUGUAUCCCACCCUAGUAGAAUGUAUAACCUGCUCUUCGGCCGAGGUCUGCUGUGCGCUGAAAGAGGCCCUCGUUCCCUUUAAGGACUUCAUGCACCCACCGGCAACCAAGGUACAAAAUGGAGAAUCCUGACCGGAGAGGAGGGGGAGACACAAAGACACCGUAGGAGACCGGGUUGACUUCUGAGUUGGACUUGCCCUUGCAGCGUACUGGGGGGCGGGCCCCGGUUGCCCUCCUCGGAAUUCCACUCGACGGGCCCUCAGAAAUCCGGGAACGGAAGCUUCCACCUCACCCAAGAUGCUAGCACGGGCAGCGGCGGCGUCAGGCUUGAACCGGCGUCUGCAGGCUGGACGGCAGCCUUUUUAAUCGAACGUACCCGCGACGGGAUCCGGAAGCGACGACCCAAGAGUGGGCUUCUGUACAGUUUGUGGCGUGUGGGUGUGUUCAUGCUGUAAUUAAGACGAAAGAAAAAGUAUUUCCAUGCAGUCGAAUUUCUGAGGCUGGUGUUUUGCACCCUUUUUUUCCAAGUACAAGAUUGUACUCAAAUUUUAUGCAAGAUGGUACUGUAACAUUCCAUAAUAUCUGUAGCCAGCCUUUGUAAACAAAGGGAACCGAUAGACCUGCGUGUAAAAUAAAUGGUACAGUUGUGUAUAAAAUAGUUGCAUUUAUUAUUUAAAUUUCUAAAAUAUCGAGGAUGUUAAAUGCCUGACGAUGUGUUUCUCACGAGUAGUCAGCUGUAUGCUUGCAUUUUCACUCUGAUUUGCCUUCUUAAAAUAUCGAUCCAUACACGAUCACGCAGUCAUCUUUGUACUUAUUUUUAAUGUAUCAGUGGCCAUCAAAUAUCUCACCGGGUCGGGCGGUCAUAUUAAGAGAGUGGUCGACGGUCUGCGAUUUAAUGAUUUAAAACUCUGCUCUUUGGAAUUUUCGAUUAACUCAUUGAAGUAUAUGGAGAAUUACGAUCUCAAAGUGUUACUUUCAACUGUCAUCUUCAGUUACUCCAUUUUUGUAUCGACAGACUGGAUUUUCAAGAACAAUUCAUAUUUGGUUUUCUAUCUGUUUCCCGUUCCCCUCCCCCAAGGUACUUGUUGCUGUUUUUGAAUUUUGUCAUAUGCAGAUAUAUUUCUAGUAUUUCAGAAUCUGGGCCGCAACAACGUUUUGUUCAUUUCACCCGUUUUCCGUAUUUCAUUUCGGAAUGUCUUUUCAAUGACGGGAAUUAUGCUAACCUUUAAAUAUAAAAUGUGUACGUAUUUUCAGAUGAUGAGAAGUGUAUUUUUGAAGGUAGUCACACAUUUAGAAGUGCAGUAAACAUUGUCUUGGAGUAAAACUACAA